AUGGUUGGGCAUGAUGAACGUAUACGAGUUAGGGCGUUAAAUGCUAAAAUUCGGUCUCUUGAAACACAAAAUGCUGAGCUUAUUGAAAAGUUACGAAAGAGGAAUUCAGAAAUUGUUGGUGUCAUUGGAGCAAAUUUUUCUGAACGAGUGCGAGCUAUACAGCGCAAUGGCUCCUUUGGUUUCGGCAGUGAAAAAGCAUCGAUAGCAGGUGUCAUAAAUGAAAGUGAUUGUGCUAACAUUUCGAAAAGUCUACCAAGUCUUCUGGUUGAAGUGGAUGCUAGCAAUACGCGAGAUUUUGAAGAAAUCAGUUUGGAAUUUGAACGUUUGCUUGAUAAGGAGGAGACCACAAACAAUUUACCUGCAAAGAAUGAGACCAGUACUAAGCGUACUACUGUUCCUGUACAGGGACGGCAAGUGCAAACAGAAAAGUAUUUUGAUUCGAGUGAAAUCGAAACUUUAAAGGAUGAGCUGAAAAUUACUCAGGAAGAAUGUAAUUUUGCUAAAGAAAGGGUUCAACAUGUGGAAUGUGAGAACUUUGAACUAGAGGUUAAAUUGAAAGAAACGGCUGAAAAAUUGAAAACCGCUAAGGAGGAAAUAGAUUCUUUUGAACAGAAAUUCUGUCAUCUUACUGAUGAUUUUGGAGCUCGAGAAGCAGAGUAUAACGCUAAGAUAGCCAGUUUGAUGAAAGGAUAUGAUACAGGUAAUGAAGGUUUGGAAAGACGAGAUGUAGGUGUUCAAACGCUAAAAAAAGAUUUGACGUUACCAUGUGAUGAUAAAUCUGAAUUAGUGGAUCUGGACCAAAUCAAUAACAAUCCCAUAACGGAAAAUUCAUACGGUGCCCGCUUAGAAUCUGGUUAUUCAAUUCAGGAAAGGUCUUCUGAUACAGAAUAUCGAAAAAUGAGGAAGAGAAAGGAAGUGUGCCAAAGUGGCGAGGAUUUGAUUGAUGAAUCAUCAAAACGCAUAGAGCUUGAAUUGCUUUUGAACAGUCGGAAUAAAAAGCAGGCCGAAUUUGAAAAAAAAAAUGCUGAAAAAGAAAAGCUUAUGUCAAAAACCAUUGAGCAGCAAGAGAAUGAAAUAAUAUUGUUGCGUUCUGCUGUCGAAAAAUAUGCAGCGGAGUUGUUGGCAGCUGAGCGACAAAAGGAAGAACAAAGUGCAGAAAGAUUUUUCCAGAAUGCACUUGUAAAAGCUGAAGAGCAAGCUGGCGAAGUAGAAGAACCGAAGAAUUUGCGGGAAGAAAGUUUAGAAAGGCGAACGAAAGAAGAAUGUUUGCUUUUUAAACAACUGACAGAAAAACAGAAAUUUUGGGAAACAGUUUUUAGUGAAAAAGAAAAUGAAAUUGCGUCAAUGCAGAAAAAAAUGGAUGAACUAGCUGCAGAAAAACACGAAUACGACGUUUUGAAGCAGGAGUUUAAUACUCUCAGACUUAAAUGCAAUAUAAUGCAAGAGGAUCAAACUAUUUUGGAGUCUGAACUUAAUCAGUAUAAAGUAAAAGUUCGAGAAAAUGCAGAAGAAAAAAGUCGUUUGGAAAACCUGUUAUCAGAAAUGCAAAAUGAAUAUUCGUCACUAAAGCAAGUGUACUGUACUGAGCGUUCUGAAUUGGAAGCUCAGAAAGAAGAGCUUAGAAGGUUGCAUGCGAAAUUGGAUUCGUUGAUGGAGGAAAGAAAGGAGGGGAAUGAGGAGCUACACUUAGACAAGUUGGAGGAAGCUGUUUCGCUAAUGGAUCAACUUAGAGAGGAGUACAGUUUACUGACUGGCGAGAAGUUGAGUCUUUUGAAAAAAGUGGAUGAAUUGAAAGUGGAGCUUGAAGUUCAGAGAAAAUCCUGCUUUGUGAGGGAUGUUGACUGUAGAACAGAUGCCCACUUCAAUGACGUCGCAUAUGACAUUGAAGGCGCUACAGUGACACCAUUAGAGAGUACAACAACAAACGUUGCCCCCGGGUGUGAGAAAUCCGGGAUUUCAGUUGCUGGUAACUUCGAAGAAGGUCGCAUUCAAUCGACAUUGGAAAUAGAGAACGUAAUUUUGAGAGAGUGCGUUGCGCAGAAUACAGCAAUGCAGGAUACACUUUCGGAAGAUGUUGACCGAUUACUAGAGAUCAAAGCUGAGUUGGAGACAACUGUAGAAGCAUUAAAGGGCGAAAUUUGGUCUUUGAACGCUCAGUUGAAAGCUUCAAUUGCUGAUCGCGACAACUUUUCUGAUAAAUUGUGUGAGCUAACGCAGCUGAUGGAAGAUGAACGAGAAGAGGCGAAGCAGCGUGAACGAGAACUUGAAGAACAGAAGGAUUUUGCUGAAAAAAGUCAAAGACAGGCAGCUUUGGCAGAAAACGAAAGUAACCGUCGUUUAGUUGAAUGGCAAGAAAAAAGCGCGGAGAUGGAAACAAGUUAUUCUCAACUUCGAAAUGCAUAUGAUCAGCUUACGUCUUAUUAUCAGCAACUUCAGGAUGCUUACAAUGUGCUUUAUGCUUCCACAGUCAAAGAAACAGUUAAUGCAGAAACAGAAACGGAACUGCUUCAGGUAGUUUGAAU
Molecule: messenger RNA, 2522 nt
Organism: Enterobius vermicularis (human pinworm)
Lineage: Eukaryota; Metazoa; Nematoda; Chromadorea; Rhabditida; Oxyuridae
Source: the annotation of a GenBank genome assembly